ACAGCUUUCAGAGUGGUUGCACUGAGACAGAGGAAAACCGAGGGAGAAAUUGAGAAAAGAGGGAAAGACUCUAGCCAUCUCCUGCUUCUAGUCCGCUGUCGCCCACCACCUCCUUUGCUUCCUGUCCCUGCUAUGACCCUGUUUAAGAGUGAGCAUCGCAGCCCGAGACACAUAAGCAUGACUGGAGAGCUGAAAUCGAGCCGCCCCAAGGCAGGACCCAAGAGGCCAAGCAGUGCAAUGUACGGAUCUGACUACGACCUAGAGUACGACUGCUACCAGGAUGACUUCUAUGACAGGGUUUACGACUACCAGCGUGUCCCAGCCUCAAUGACCUCUAUCCCACACGGGCCAAGCCUGGCCAAGCGAUCCCGCACCUCCUCUUCCAGCCUGCGCCGUAGCAGAGACAGACUGCCAUCCAAGAGCAGCUCCCGGCCCAGCUCCUCAAGCUCCAGCAGAGCCAAGUUGAAGAUGGAAGAGCUGCAGACAAUAAAGAGGGAACUGACUCUGAUUAAGGUGCAGAUCGAUGGACUCCUGGAGAGUCUGGACAGGAUGGACCGACAGAGGCGGGACCGCACCGGGUCCCCCCCAACGAGGGAGGGCAGCUCAACGGGUUCACCCUAUCACGGACUGGCUAGCAGUCCUGACGGCUCCCCCAGCAACCACAGCCCCCAUCGCCGUGCCCGGAGAGACAGGGAUGCAGGGGAAAGCCCGGAGCUGGGGGAGGCCAGUGAUGAUGACCGCCAUACGAUGAAUCAUCACAGCUCUGAUCUGGAGGACGACAUGUGAGAAUCUACAGCUCAGACUAAACAGGUGCCCAGUGACAGAGCUGAAGUGGGGAGCACUAUACAUGGAGGGGGUGACCAUCACCAGACCAGCAAUUACCAUGGAAACACCUGUCUCCAUCCCCACCCACCCUCGUCCUCACGGGACUCUAGCUAGCCAGUGUCCAUUUGUAAAAAUGUCUACAGAUUCCCUUUGUUUCUCACUCAUGUUGACAUAUUUCUCCCAAAGUUUAGAGGUCAUUUUUUACCAUCACCACCUGUUCACAUAUGUCUUUAUGGUUGCCACUCCUCCACAUUUCCACUCGAGUAGAGUUGUGGCUGUACUCUGCCUGACAAAAAACAUGCCAUCUGUGAUGAUUGUACUGGCAUGACAAUUACAGCUUAUCUUGAGAAAUGAGGUUCGUAUCUCCUACAGAUGUUCCCCCCUGAGAUUAGUGUGCACACACACUCACAGAAACUCACACACAUAUGCACACACAUACACAUCGAUUUUAUCUGUAGAAAGCAAUUAUAAAUCAGAAUAGGAAAGUGAGAUUAUUCUGAUGAUUAUAAUCCUUCUUAGCCCAGGUCACCACAUAUACAGAAUAUGGAAUAAGUCAAUGAAAUAAUCUUGUCAGUUCAAGUUCAUUUGAGCCCUGACGAAUGUAUAUAUAUUUUUUGAUGUUUUGAAGUGAAAGGCUCAGUGCUUUGAACUUUGUGACAAGGCAUGAAAUGUCACCCUGCAGAU
Messenger RNA from Megalops cyprinoides (Indo-Pacific tarpon), 1509 nucleotides. RefSeq names its product RNA-binding Raly-like protein. The transcript is spliced from 8 exons. NCBI's taxonomy places the organism in Eukaryota, Metazoa, Chordata, Actinopteri, Elopiformes, Megalopidae. The record is from RefSeq and is a predicted model, not a curated record. Bases 133 to 786 code for a protein of 217 amino acids. Gene Ontology annotation, molecular function: RNA binding. Gene Ontology annotation, cellular component: nucleus.